This is a messenger RNA of Eurytemora carolleeae, 1663 nucleotides long. Its product is annotated as vicilin-like seed storage protein At2g18540. The record is from RefSeq and is a predicted model, not a curated record. Bases 437 to 1417 code for a protein of 326 amino acids. Lineage: Eukaryota; Metazoa; Arthropoda; Copepoda; Calanoida; Temoridae. The transcript is spliced from 3 exons.
AUAAGAAUUGAUUUUUAUUUUCUCAACAUGUUCUUAAACAUCAAAUUAGUUUACUCUAGAAUUUUUGUAAAAAUUUUCGCAUCGUCAUUGAAUAGAUUUUAGAAACCCUAUUCUCAAUACCAUUUCUCCAAAAUGGAAAAUCUAUUAGGAUUUUAAAGAUUGAGUAUGUGCUCUUGGUGAACAACAGGUCUCAAAUGAAUCCUAAAAUAUUUCUCUACAAUACUGCAUUAUCAGCUCGACUACCAUGUCUAGCCAGAUGCUCCCUUUAAGUAGAAACAUGUAAAUUGUAUUUAGUUUACUGCACAGAAAGACUUUUUCAUUCUUGUAAAAAUACUAAUGGAAAACGUUAUUAAACUGGUGCUGGUUUAGUUUAUUUAGGAAAACUUUUAAGGAAACAGAUUUAAAACUUGGUUUUAAAAGAAAUAUUUCAGACAAUAUGGGCUUGAUCACUGGACUCAAGAAAGGAUUUAGAUUCGCUGGAAAUGUUCUCACUUCUGUGUCAACCUUUUUCACGGAAGAGAAUCCUUCCAGAGGAAGAAGUUUUAAUCAUAAAUGGGAUGGAGAAGAAGUUGAAGGAGAAGAAGAAGUUGUUGAUAUUGCUCGUUCUUUGAUAGAAAAAGAAAAAGAAUUGAGAGCUCUGAAAAAUCACAAUUCUCGCAGACUUGAAGAAGAGAGAAUUCAACAAGAAGAAAGAUCAAGAAACAGGGAGGAACUUGUAAAAUUGAAUAAGCAAAGAGAGGAACAAGACAAAUUACAAAUAGAGCAAAUUCAUUUACAGUUGGAAGCAUUGAAGGUAGAACAAGAAGCAAAAAAAGAAGAGAUAAGAAAAGCCCAUGAGAAGGAAAUAGAAAAGCUUAAGUUAGUCGAAGAAGAAAAGACUAAAAGGGAACAGAUGCUUAUAAAUGUGGAGGCAGAACGCCAAGAAAAGGAGUUUGAAUGGGAAAAGGAAAAGCUGGCUAUAGAACACAAAACUAGGGAGGCCAUUGCCAGGUUGGAAACUGAGAAAAUGAAAAUAGAAAAUGACACAAAGCUAAAAAUGGCAGACAUAGAGCACAAGAAAAAAAUGCAGGAUACAAAAAAUGAGUACGCCUUGGAGUUAAAGAAAUUAAAAAUGAAGGAGGAAAUUGAGAAGGCCAGGAUCAAGAACGAAGCAGAUGAGAGAAGAAAAGCAGGAGAGAUGAAACAAGAACAGCAAAGGAUGGAAAACAUGAGAAGAAAAGCUGAGGAUGAAAAGCGUAAACAUCGAUCAGUCAGAAAUUUUCUGAUAAUUGUCGGGGUUUUGAUGUUAGCUGCAAUGCUUCUCUUCUUCAUCACCUUUACAGAACAAGGCAUUCAGUUUCUAAGGAAAAUACUCCAGAACCCUGAAGUUGAAAGGAUAAAAAAGAAAUACCGCCUGGGAAACAGGAUGGAUUUAUAAAUUAAAGGUGUUUGUCCUGAGGAUUGAUAUUUGAUUAUAUUGGAAACAUAAGUGAAAAAUUUAAACAUUGUAUAUUAAAGUAUAUCAAAUAUGGGCUUAACUAAUUCUUUUGCAUUUUCAGUUUAUGAUUUAACAUGUAUGUAAUUCAUAAUUUUAAUUAGUUUUGCAUUAAGAUAAGGCAUGUUAUGUAUUACAGUUAUUUUUGUAUCAAGUUCCUGCAACAAAAUAUAAAACUAUUAAAAAAUA